GUCUUCGCUCGAGCUUUCAUCCCAGAGCCCAAAAAAGACAUUUUCUUUUUAGAUCCUCCCUUUUCUCCUCCUCCCGCUGGAGGUCACGGAUGUUUGGGAAAAUAUGUAGGUCAGUGGAGCAUUUCCUGCACUUGUGCAAAAACAAGAGAAGCGGGAAGACACUGUCGGGAGGGAGCGCUCCUUCAACCGCCACCCUCGGCAACUUUCUCUCUUGCCCCUCAACGAAGCUAAGCCUACUUUAUUUAUUUGGUUGGUUCCCGGACCGUGGGAGGCGAUCCGACGGCGCUUUUUAUGUCCGCGGUGACCCAUUUCGUCGCUUGCCUGUCGCCCCGCGGCUCUCGCUUGUCUCUGGCUAGAGAUUCCGGCUAAUUUCUCCCAAGCAGUAACAGCAGCGGCCGCGAGCACCAGGGAACCUCCCGCUCCAGCCGCCCCCGCCCUACUACAUUAAGAUCCCCGCGCUUCCCAUUCCCGCUGGAGGCACGCAGGCCACGCGAGCGAGCAGGCGCGAGAGGGCCCCCGAUGAUCUGAGCCCAGCCAUCCUUACUCUCUCCCGGGAGCGCCUGAGACGCUGCUGGGAGAAUGUCCCCUUCGGAUCGCCGGGACAGCAAGUUUCAAGCCAAAACGCCGCUGCUAGAAUCGGUGCGCCUACAACUUAAUGGUCUCCGAGAAGCCUGCGCUACCGACAGCAGCAGCAACAGCAGGCGCCACCGCCACCCCCCGGUGUCCAGCGUCCUCCUCGGGAGGCUCGCGGCCGCUUGCGCGUCUCUCCCGGGCUUUUCUUUCCGUCCCUCACGGGACUGCGCUGCCGGCGCUGGGAGGAAGCCGCAACACGGCAUGCGGCGUCCCCUCACAUCAUGAGAAAAAGCGGGCGCAGAAGUAACCGCGGCGACAGCUUUACCAACAAAUCUGGGUUCAAAAAAUCGCCGGAGCCCCAUUUCCCCGAAGCAUUGGCGUGCGCGAGGGAGCAUUUACCCGGCCCUUGGCAGGAGGGGAAGAACCGCAGAAGCUCAGGGGACAGUGGCCGAAUCAAACUCGAGAGCGGCGGAGAGGACAGCCCGCGGACCCUGGUCGCCACCGCGGAUAGCAGCAGCAGCAGUGGUGUUUGGCGCCUCCUGGGCACACGCGCCCACUUCUUCUCUCGGCAGGGGCACCUCAGAAAACGCUGUUCAGACAAUCUGAUGGAUGAGGAUGAGAAAGACAGGGCAAAGAGGGCUUCACGUAAUAAGUCUGAAAAGAAGAGACGUGACCAGUUCAAUAUUCUCAUUAAGGAGCUAAGUUCAAUGCUUCCUGGAAACACACAUAAAAUGGACAAAACUACAGUUCUUGAAAAAGUCAUUAGCUUUCUUCAGAAACAUAAUGAAUUCUCAGUGCAGACAGAAUUUUGUGAUGUUCAUCAGGAAUGGAAGCCCUCUUUUCUCAGCAAUGAAGAAUUCACUCAACUGAUGUUGGAGGCACUGGAUGGGUUUGUUAUAGCAGUCACCACUGAUGGAAGCAUCGUGUAUGUUUCUGAUAGCAUCACACCUCUUCUUGGACACUUGCCAUCUGAAGUCAUGGAUCAAAAUUUGUUAAAAUUCCUCCCAGAACAAGAACAUUCAGAUAUUUAUAAAAUAUUAUCAUCUCAUAUGCUUCUAAUGGAUACUGUUUCAUCGGAUUAUCUAAAAUGUAAUGAGGAUUUAGAAUUUUACUGCCAUCUUCUACGAGGAAGUCUGAACCCAAAGGAUUUUCCAACAUAUGAAUACAUAAAAUUUGUAGGGAAUUUUCUAUCUUACAAUCAUGUGCCUCUAUCUGACUGUCACAGCUCUAAAGAUGCUGUUCCUAGGGGUUACAGAAGACCACAAGGAAAACAAAUCUGCUUUGUUGCUACUGUUCGGCUGGCCACCCCUCAGUUUUUAAAGGAAAUGUGCAUAGUUGAAGAAUCUUUAGAGGAAUUCACUUCAAGACAUAGUUUGGAAUGGAAAUUUUUAUUUCUGGAUCACAGAGCCCCACCAAUUAUAGGAUAUUUGCCUUUUGAAGUGCUGGGAACUUCUGGCUAUGAUUACUAUCAUAUAGAUGACCUACAGCUCUUGGCACAAUGCCAUGAACACUUGAUGCAAUUUGGCAAAGGGAAAUCUUGCUGCUAUCGAUUUUUGACCAAAGGACAGCAAUGGAUCUGGCUACAAACGCAUUACUAUAUCACCUACCAUCAGUGGAACUCCAAACCAGAAUUCAUUGUGUGCACUCAUACAGUAGUGAGUUAUGCAGAUGUUCGAGUGGAAAGGCAACAAAAUCUGAUUUUAGAAGAUGCACCUAUAGAUAUCAUCUCUUCAGUAUUAAAGGACAAUGUCCCAGAUUUGAAUUCUCAGCAGCAUUUUAAAUCACUUGAAUUAGACACAGCGGUUCUCAACACCAGCCAGAUAUUUUCUAUGUCUUCUCAUGGUUUACACAAAUCUUUGCCUUCAUCCUUGCCUGAAAUGGCAACCACAAUAACAAAGCCCAUCCCAGAGUCUUCCUCAUUGCAAAGAUCACUCAUCAUACAGCAGAACUUACCAAAAGAGAGGUCUAAACUGCCUGCUACAGCUCAACUCUCUUCCCAAUUUACUAUGUUUCAAACCAUCAAGAACCAACUUGAGCAGCGAACCCGUAUACUGCAAGCUAACAUUCAGUGGCAGCAAGAAGAGUUGCAGAAAAUCCAAGAACAGCUGUGCAUGGUACAAGAUUCCAAUAUACAGGAUAAAAAAUCUGUGAGAAUCUUGGAAGAGAUUCAAGAUGGUUGUCAUUCUUCUGGCAAUUUAACCUCGCCCUUGAGCAAUGCUUCUGUGCUCUCACCAUCUUUGGCUAUAGCACCAUCUCCUGCUAUUUCACAGGAUAGCAGCCUCCAGCAAAGCCUUACAGAUUUGGGCCAUGAUCGACAACUAAGACUGCUACUUAGUCAACCUGUUCAGCCAAUGAUGCCUGGAUCCUGCCAUGCAAGGAUAACAGAUGUUGAUGUGGCUGGUCACAGCAAAAAGUAUUUUCAAAAAAUACAAUCUUGCCAAGGUUUGGAAGCACAAACUUCCAGCAACAGUUCACCAGUGGUGCUUAUGAGACAACUAGGAUUGUACACAGGAUUCUCCGGAGCAUCUCCAUCUCAGUCCUCAUCUUUGCAAUCUAUGCAUCAACAUCUUCCACAGCAAUGCUACCUUCAGGUACAGCCGGCAGACUCUCUGCACAAGGUGCAAGCAGAUUCUCUGUCUGUCUCUCUACAGGAAGGAGGUAUCGAGUACCACCACAUGCCAAUGAAGCAACAACCUGGUACCAGAAGUAUCAUGAGCUUACCUGAAAAUUUAAAUGUGCAACAUCGGCAAUAGAUUCUGCCUUCUCUGUCAAUGUACAAUUAACUUCAUUAGUGGGAGGAAAAUGUUUGUGUUAUAUGGAAUAUUAGGACCUUGGUGAAAUAGUGCAAUAAAAUGGAAAGGGAACAUUUUGCAGGUAUUUGCACUAUUUUGUAGUUAUGUUAUGAAAUAAUAAGACUGCAGUGUUUUGGAUUCCAUUUACAAAGAGUGUUUCACGGUUAUGUGGGAGUAUGAAUGUAGCACUUGUUUGCAACAUCUGAAUGGAAGUGUGUGUUUUCCUAGGAAAGAUGUACCUAAUUUAAGGUUUUUCAUAUUGUUGCUACACGUACUUCCAUUUUAGAUGGAAUCUAAAAUGCUGCAAAGCAAUAAUGACCACUAAUACUAAUAUGUACCAUUAAUUUGACACUAACUGCUACAUGUUCCUAGAAGUCUCAGCUGAAUAGUUUGAUCAGAAAGUGUUAAAGUGGGAAAAACACUUGGCUUUCAUUAUUUUGAUCAUUUAAAAUGAAAACCCUUGGUUAGAAAAUAUAUAUUCAGAAGAUUUUAUUUUUUAUUAUGGCUUAUUGUUAAUUGUUUUGCACAACUGCACAAAGAGCAUAACUUGGCACUUUGAAUUAGGAAAAUUCCUCUUUCAGCAGCCAAACAAGCAGUGAGAUAGAUCAUGCUGUCAUUUCUUUAGAACAACCGACACAUCUUUAAUCUGUACCCUUUGGACUCUUAAAUUACAAGUAUUAAACUUGUUAUCAUCACUCCACCCAAGGUUUCUACUGUCAAGAAAUUACAAUGGACAGCUUCCUAUUCAUUUAGUAUAGUAUAAACAGUUAACCUAAGCACAAUCACGCAGCUAUUUAUUCCAACAUAAAAUCAUGCUGUCCAAACUCUUUAUAUUUUUUUCUUAUAAUGGAAGAGUUUUUUUGCUAGUCACAGAACAAACAGCUGAAGAAUAUGCACUGUGUCACAGCCCGUUAAGUGGAAAAAUGCUGCAAUUCUAUUACAUAUCUAUUUCAUGAUUACAUUUAAGGUGGAACUUUCCUUAAAGCGUUGCACUUUGUAUGCUUUGCAUUAAUGUUUCUAAGAGAUAUUUUAUGUCAUUAUAGAAUAAGUAGCGUAAAAAAUGUUGUUGUUAAAAAAAUCAAAACCCUGACCAAUUUCUAUAUAAAAUAAAAGUGUAUGGGAAUAUGUGGAGAUUAUUUUGUGUAUGGAAGAUGAACUGCUCUUAGUUUUUUGUAAUAAUUUUUAUUAGAGAUUGCAAAUACAAAGACUAAUACAAACUGAGAAAAAUAUAAAAAGUAAAGAGAAAAAGAGAAGUAAAAAGAGAUAGAAAAAAGGAAAUAAAAAGAAACAAACAACAAAAAACAAAUAUAUAGAAAAGUCGACUCCCCCUCCUCCAGAGAAGUAUAACUUCAGUAACUUAACUUCAGUAAAAAAACACUCCUCUCCAUAUCUCAUCCCUUAGCAAUAAUCAAAUUAUAAAAGCCCAUCAUUCAGUUCUAAUCAGCAAAAGUCUAUUAAAAGCUACCAGAUAUAGUAACAUAUUAUAUUUUAAUAAAUCUACUUUAUAUUCCAAUUUAUUACUUUAUCUAAGAUGAACUCUUUUUUAGAACUCUUGUUUUUAAACUUUUUUGUGGGUGAGAAUUUAAAUAUAGUAAGACAGCUUGAGAGUUAUAGGUUUAAUACACCUGUCUACAAUAUGCUCUUGGUAAGACAUAUGCUUUGAUUGAAAACAUACAGGGCUAAACCACCCUGUGAUUUUUUUUAACAUGGUCAUUGCCUAAGGCUUCUAUCCAUUGUGUCUUCCAUUUCUCAGUCCUGUCCCUUGAGGCAAGUAGCAGCAUUCAAAAGGCAUAGUAUUCAGCAAGAUUAAUAAGUUAAUUAUUUAGCGUGUAAUACAACAUAUACAGUAUGGAGUGAAUGCAGAUGCUCAUUUACCAAGUAGUAACAUAUUAAGGCAUAUAGGAAAUAUUCCUCUGUAGCUUUCCCCCCCAUACAAUCAGCAUAAUUAUCUGACACUUCUGUUGUCUAACCCAGUUAUACAUAUUCAAUGCCAUUUAAAUGUCUGAUGUUUAGAGGCUGAUAGGAUAGUACAGAUUGUCCUUAGUUAACUAUCAAUUGCUUAGCAACCAUUCAAAAUUGCAAUGGCACUGAAUGAGUGAUAUUUAUAACUGAUCCUCAAAGUUCCAGCCUUCCUAGGGUCAUAUGGGUGAUCUGAGCACUUGGCAAUUGGCUUGCACUUAUGAUGGUUGCAGCAUUCCCAGUCAUGUGAGCGCCAUAAUGCAACUUUCCUUUCCUUUCUCACAAGAAAAGUCAUUGGGGAAGCCAGCAGAGAAAGUUGGAAAUUGGUCCUGUAAGUUUUUCUCCAGGGAUCUCAUACUGUGUAAUGUUUUUGCCACAAUAUCCCCUUUCCAGACCCAUGCACUUUUGUAGCACCGCAGCACCUCCUCCCCAGCCUGUAUGCACUCGUGUGGUGCCAGAGCACCCCGACUCAGGAAUGGGACAACUCACCAUGGCCAGCUCAGCACGGGACAACUCGCCACAGGACAAUUUAACAAUUCAAUUAUUUAAAAUAAAUAAAAAAUCAUUUUAAUUGUUGUCAUUCACAUUUGAUUUUGUCCCUCCUUUUGCAUCCUUUUCUUAAUGAUUCUAUUCCACCAUUUAUUUGAUAUUAAGUGUAAUUCUUGUCCUGCAACGAGUUGUUCCCAGCGUGAGUUGGUUAUGACGAAUUGGCUAUGGUGAGUUGGCAUAGACCUUCCUGACUCACUUUGGAAUACUUGCCUACCCUCUGACCUGCUUGUGAGCCACUCAUGACUUGCAACUUCCAGCUAGCUUCCCCAUUGACUUUACUUAUGGGAAGGCUGCAGGAAGUUGAAAAUCAUAGUCAUGUGAGGUUCUUGCUUAGUGAGUCAUGAUUUUUUUGGUUAACAAUGGCAACAGGGACUGCCAGGAUUGUUCUAAGCCAGCAGCUCCCAACCUUUUCUAUACCCUGCACCCCUAAAACGCUUCUGAUAUAUUCUUGCACCCUUUACAAAAGUUCGACAUAACAGUAACGAUUUAUGCAUAUACAUUGUAAUUUUAAAAACCCAAGUUUUUGCACCCCCGGUUGGGAACCCUGCUCUAAGCGAUGUGGUCAUGUAACAUCAUGCUUUACGAAUGCAGUAUUUAGCAAACAGAAAUUCUGGUCCCAAUUACCAUUGUUAAGCGAAGACUAUUUGUAUGUUUAAUCAAAUUGUAUUAAUUUUUCUAUUUAAUGUUUAAGGUCAUGAUCACAACAUUUUCUGUUCUCACUAUGUUGCUACUAUGGAUGCAAUAUAGCAGUGUUUCAAAAAGCUUGUUGCUACAAAUGGUAUACCUUGAAAAUAGCCAUAUUUCUCUCAAUGUCGUACCAUAGCAAACUUUGCCCUUCAAGAAUUUUAGUUACUGUAGAGUUCAUAUACAUGCCAUGGUGAGCUGACAGCUUGCUAGCUUUUUUUGACUUGCAAGACAGCUUUUCCAAGGGAAUCACCGGUGGAUCCUAACUGGCAUAAUCUCUCCAGAACAAAGGAGAGAUAAAUUGAGAUUAUUCAUGUGGCUCUGGACAACUGCUUCUCAUGAGCAAACUGUGGAAAUUGCUGUUUUUAAAUGCUUAUACGUGGUAUGGCUGACAAUCGGGACUAUGUUAAGCUCAUACUCACAAAACAGCCUUUAUGGAUAUUAAAUUAUGCCAAGCCUUAUAUGUUAAUCUUGUUUUUGUAUUUUUUGUUUUUUGCAUAUUAAGACUCUUCAGACUGGCAAGGUUUUUUUUUACUGUAUUCAUUGGAUGAGAUUCCACCUCCUUAAAAGAUGAUGGUGUAAAUUUUAUUUUAAAAGCUUUAAAAAUAUAUUAUAUUUGGAGCAAAAGGAAUUUAGUAUAUGGAUUUUGAAAGGUAGUAAUAGAUUAAGGGGCUAGAGGGAUUUGGAAUUAUAGUUUUGAAUUAUUUAGAAGAUAUUUUCCCAAUGGAAAAUAGAGAUUACUUUAUUGUUUUUUAAUGGGAAGGAGACCUUGAAGGCUGGACACUAGAGCCAGAGGAUAAGAACAGAAACCAUUAGUGCAUUUUUAUAGAAUGGAUCAAAUGAUUAAAAAAUUAACAGAUCAUAUUCUAAUGAAGUUGUAAAACAACUGUGUGAGCUUCAAUGGAUGUCUAUGAAAUUAAUUUGAAGGGGAUUUAAAAGUAAUACAAAUGGAUUAGAUAGAUGACUCAUUCUUUAAAGGAGAUGAAUAGAUUUUAAACCAGGAAUCUGAUCUGGAUAUCUUUUUAGUCUGAACAGACAAAAGAGCUCUGCUAAGAUUUCAAAGGAUUUUUUUUAAGUGACAAAGGAUAAUUUUAUGUAUUGAUACAAAAGAAAUCUAUUAAAGUUUUGAAGGAUUUUUGCUUGAAACACAGCUAAGCAGCACAUCUCUGAGAUUUUUUUUUAAAAAAGAGUCAAAGAAUAAUUCUAAAAAAUCAGAAAAUAUGUAUAUGGUAGACUUAUUUAACCAGGGUUAAAAGAAGACAAUAAUUGAAUUUGGUUGCCCUUAUUGGACUUUUGCUGACAAAGAUGGAUUUAUGUAUCAUUUGGAUCUUAUUUUUCUUACCUAAGAGAUGAGACAUGGAGAGAUGAGAGAUUAUGUUUUAUUUAGAGGCAGUGAUAAGUUAUUAAAGUUGUUUUUAUCUGCUGGAAUGAAGGGGAAAGUCAUUUCUUUUUUCUUUCUCUUUCUCCCUUUUUUAAAUUACACCCCCUUUCUUUUUAUAUUUUUAUGUUUGUAUUUUUGUAAUUUGUAUUGACUUUUAUUCUCAUGUAUAAUUCUU
Molecule: messenger RNA, 8113 nt
Organism: Crotalus tigris (Tiger rattlesnake)
Lineage: Eukaryota; Metazoa; Chordata; Lepidosauria; Squamata; Viperidae
Gene: NPAS2
Product: neuronal PAS domain protein 2
Exons: 19
Coding region: 855-3326 (823 amino acids)
Biological process (GO): circadian regulation of gene expression; regulation of transcription by RNA polymerase II
Cellular component (GO): cytoplasm; nucleus; CLOCK-BMAL transcription complex
Molecular function (GO): RNA polymerase II cis-regulatory region sequence-specific DNA binding; protein dimerization activity; DNA-binding transcription factor activity, RNA polymerase II-specific
Source: RefSeq, a predicted model, not a curated record